Drosophila ficusphila is the source of this 2320-nucleotide messenger RNA. It is a transcript of the gene croc, whose product is annotated as fork head domain-containing protein crocodile. The transcript has a single exon. Lineage: Eukaryota; Metazoa; Arthropoda; Insecta; Diptera; Drosophilidae. Bases 281 to 1822 code for a protein of 513 amino acids. Gene Ontology annotation, biological process: cell differentiation; regulation of transcription by RNA polymerase II; anatomical structure morphogenesis. The record is from RefSeq and is a predicted model, not a curated record. Gene Ontology annotation, molecular function: RNA polymerase II cis-regulatory region sequence-specific DNA binding; DNA-binding transcription factor activity, RNA polymerase II-specific.
CGAACGGUUCUGCGCUCGCUCUGCGCUCCGAUUUCCCCUAUCAAACCAGCUAAAUAUAUAUAUAUAUAUAUAUCAGUAUAUAUAUCUAGAUAUCGUACUUAUGUGCCGCCCGACUUGUUUAAGCAAAUAUUAUCGCUAGAAAUAAUAAGAAGCCGUAGCAGCAGCGUGGUGAAGUGAUUGAGUUGAAUUCAAAUCGAAAUCCGUAUCCGAAUCGGUUGUAGAAAGUAAAAGAAAAUAAUUGAGGCGGCAGUGGGAGCAUAAAUCCGCCGGAUUCGCCGACAUGCAUACGUUAUUCAGCGACCAGAACUCCUUUACGCGCCACUAUGCCCAAACAGCCGCCGGUUACGGAUCGGCAUCGGCGGUUGUGGCGGCCAACAGCGCCUCGGCGGCAGCGGCGGCACAUUACGCAUACGACCAGUACUCCCGCUAUCCGUACUCGGCCAGUGCCUACGGCCUGGGCGCCCCGCACCAGAACAAGGAGAUCGUGAAGCCGCCGUAUUCGUACAUCGCCCUGAUAGCCAUGGCCAUCCAGAAUGCCUCCGACAAGAAGGUCACCCUGAACGGCAUCUACCAGUACAUCAUGGAGCGGUUUCCCUACUAUCGGGACAACAAGCAGGGCUGGCAGAACUCCAUCCGCCACAACCUGAGUCUCAACGAGUGCUUCGUGAAGGUGGCCCGCGAUGACAAGAAGCCGGGAAAGGGUUCCUACUGGACCCUGGAUCCCGACUCGUAUAACAUGUUCGACAACGGAUCGUUCCUGCGGCGGAGGAGGCGCUUCAAGAAGAAGGACGUGAUGCGGGAGAAGGAGGAGGCCAUCAAGCGGCAGGCCAUGAUGAACGAGAAGCUGGCCGAGAUGAAGCCGCUCAAGCUGAUGACGAACGGCAUUCUGGAGGCCAAGCACAUGGCCGCCCAUGCGGCGCACUUCAAGAAGGAGCCGCUGAUGGAUCUGGGUUGCCUCAGUGGCAAGGAUGUGUCCCAUGCGGCGAUGCUGAACUCCUGCCACGACAGCCUGGCCCAGAUGAACCAUUUGGCGGGCGGCGGGGUGGAGCAUCCCGGCUUCACCGUGGACUCGCUGAUGAACGUGUACAACCCGCGCAUCCACCACAGCGCCUAUCCCUACCACUUGAACGAGGACAACCUGGCCACGGUGGCCAGCAGUCAGAUGCACCACGCCCACCACGCCGCCGCCGCCCAUCAUGCCCAGCAGCUGCAGCGGCAUGUGGCGCACGUUGCCCACCCACUGACGCCCGGCGGUCAGGGAGCCGGGGGUCAAUCCUCGGGUCACUCGCCCACCACGAUCUCAACGCCACAUGGACCCGCGCACGGGGGCUGGUACACCCCGGAAACCCCGCCCUCGGAGCCGAUACCCAAUAAUGGCCAGCAUGGAACACCCACCCACGCGAACAACAACAAUAACAACAACAACAGCAGCUCUGUUUUGAACCACAAUGGAGUGGGAAGCGGAGCAGGCGGUGGCGGCGGCGGUGGAGGCGGUGGAGGAGGACCCACUUCGGUGCUGACCAGCAGUCCCAGCUCGGCGCUGGGCUUCCGCGACAUGAUCUUCGAGCAGAACCAGUCCUGCCAACUGGACACGGGCAGUCCAACCGGAAGCCUGCAGUCCGCCAGUCCGCCCGCUUCCGCUUCCGUUGCGGCGGCUUCGGCGGCAGCGGCGGCGGCGGUGAUCAGUAGCCACCACCACCACCAUCACCACCAUGCGGCACUCAGCGGGAACCUGGGACAACUCGGCCAGCUGAGCAACCUGAGCCACUACCGACCGCAUGUGGGCCACUACCAGGAGUACGGCAUCAAGUACGGGGUGUAAACGCCUUUCAGCUGGGCUCUCUUGUAUAUUCCUGUAAAUAUAUAUAGCUAUACUAUAUACCGAUAUACCCAAGAACGAAGCACAGCGAUUGGAAUGAUGAACCCACUUGUAUCUUGUAUCUCAGAUCCCUUUUGUUUUCCAUCAUUGUUUUCGAUUAUAAUGUAUACGAAAGAGAGGAGGAUAAAUCAUGUUUAGUUGUUAAGCCAUUAAGCAUUAUUGUAUUAACUGUAUCUGUAAUUGUAGCCCGUAAUUGUUAUCGAAUUUAGGCUUAGUCCCAAUUGUCUGCUAUGCGAUUUGUGAUGAGGUUUUGCUAUACACAGAAUAUAAACAUUUACUAGCGCAUUUUGUCAAUAACACUAUCGAUCGAUCUAUCGCCUAGUAAACUAGAAUAGCCCACGUAAGCAAUAAUAAAUUAUACAAACUAAAUCGUAGCUAUAAUAUAAUUAUCAAAACUAGCGUACCACCAAUAUGAGCCGAACAAAAAAGUGUAUUGAAAAU